UCACCAGCUUGCUUUCUGCGGAGCAGCAGCAACGGACCUGCCGUUUUUGGUUGAAACUCCUGCAGCCCCCCACGCCCCACCCACCCAAGUGGACAAUGUGCUCUGGCCGUCAGUCGAAUUUGCACUUAGUUCCUGGGGCGGCGCUGAGCGGUGCAAGCCAGGGUGGGGCCCACGGCAGAGCCUCCCGCCGCUUGCCGCACGGAACCCGGGAGCCGGAGGGCGUCGGCGCCGGGGGGAGGGGCGGAGGUUGCCCGGGACGCGGACACGCUCGUGGGAAGAGAAGCCGCGUUCCAGGGACUCCGCUCCCGCCACCCGUUCGACGACGCUCUGCACCUGGACCGACCUCCUCGCUUUGGAGGAAGAAUACAAGACGAGUCAGAAAGGACAGUGGCAGUCCUCAGUGGUCUGAACAAGGGAAAGCAGAAAGAGGCUUUCUCCAGGCAGAAGCUCGCAGCUACACAGUAUACAGCCCGCUCAGAGGCCUCCCACUUCUGACUGGUUUCCUAAGAAAAAGAAAAGGAACUCAGUGGACCAUCGCUAUGGAAUGUGACUAGAAUCAGCCCCAUCUGUCACCUCCGCUGCACACCAGCUCCAGCCCUGGUCAUCGCGCCUGCCUCACUGCAGCAUCCUCCUGGCUCUCCUGGCUCCCAUCCCGCUGCUGGUAACUGAUCUCCAUAUGGUGACCAGACACGUCGAAUGAUCGCACACUAGCGUUUCUUA
Molecule: messenger RNA, 720 nt
Organism: Saimiri boliviensis boliviensis (Bolivian squirrel monkey)
Lineage: Eukaryota; Metazoa; Chordata; Mammalia; Primates; Cebidae
Source: RefSeq, a predicted model, not a curated record